Messenger RNA from Babesia ovata, 1545 nucleotides. Its product is annotated as ATP synthase subunit mitochondrial. Gene Ontology annotation, molecular function: ATP hydrolysis activity; ATP binding; proton-transporting ATP synthase activity, rotational mechanism. The transcript has a single exon. The record is from RefSeq and is a predicted model, not a curated record. Gene Ontology annotation, biological process: proton transmembrane transport; proton motive force-driven mitochondrial ATP synthesis. The coding region runs from base 1 to 1545 and encodes 514 amino acids. Lineage: Eukaryota; Apicomplexa; Aconoidasida; Piroplasmida; Babesiidae.
AUGAGUUCUUUGCUGCGGUCAUUCGGCGCUCGUGUAGGCCGCUCGUUCAGCCGCACGUUGUCGCCAUGCUGCCGCGCCUUCUCCGCGCAACCUGCCGCGGCAGGCCUGCUGCAGAAAGGCAGCAUCUCGCAAGUCAUCGGAGCUGUUGUGGAUGUCAAGUUCGAUGGCGCGCCGCCGCCAAUCCUUAACGCGUUGUGGGUGAAGACCCCGGAGGGUCGUUUGAGUCUGGAGGUCGCGCAGCACCUGGGCAACGGCGUGGCCCGCACGAUCGCAAUGAGCGCCACGGAGGGUCUCACUCGCGGGCAGGAAGUUGUAGACAGUGGUAGUCCAAUCACUGUGCCCGUCGGCGAGGCCACCCUGGGCCGUAUCAUGAACGUCACGGGUGACGCCCUGGACGGUUGCGGACCCAUCUCCGACUCCAAGCGUCUGUCUAUUCACCGCGAGGCCGUGUCUUUCAGCGACCAGCGCACCGACGAAGCGCUUCUGGUCACCGGUAUUAAGGUCGUCGAUUUGUUGGCUCCUUACGCUAAGGGUGGUAAGAUCGGUCUGUUCGGUGGUGCCGGUGUCGGUAAAACAGUGCUGAUUAUGGAACUGAUUAACAACGUCGCCAAGAAGCACGGUGGUUUCUCCGUGUUUGCCGGUGUCGGAGAACGCACCAGGGAGGGUAAUGAGCUUUACCACGAGAUGAUGGAGACCGGCGUUAUCAAGCGCCGCCAGCUGGAGGACGGCACUUUUGACUUCUCCGGAUCCAAGGCCGCAUUGGUGUACGGCCAGAUGAACGAACCUCCAGGUGCCAGGGCACGUGUUGCCCUUACUGGUCUGACCGUGGCCGAGUACUUCCGUGACGAGGACGGUCAGGAUGUGCUGCUCUUCAUCGACAACAUUUACCGUUUCACCCAGGCCGGUUCUGAAGUGAGCGCGCUUUUGGGGCGCAUUCCGUCUGCUGUCGGUUACCAGCCGACCCUUGCUACUGACCUUGGAGCGCUGCAGGAGCGUAUCACGACGACCAACAAGGGUUCCAUUACGUCCGUGCAGGCGGUGUACGUGCCAGCCGACGAUAUCACGGAUCCGGCGCCCGCAACCACCUUCACCCAUCUGGAUGCUACCACUGUGCUUUCCCGUUCUAUCGCCGAGUUGGGUAUUUACCCCGCCGUCGACCCGCUCGACUCCACCUCGCGUAUGUUGUCUGCGAACAUUGUUGGUGAGGAGCAGUACAACGUUGCGCGUGGCGUGCAGAAGAUUUUGCAGGACUACAAGUCGCUGCAGGAUAUCAUCGCUAUCCUGGGUAUGGACGAGCUGUCUGAGCAGGACAAGUUCGUAGUCGCUAGAGCGCGCAAGGUCCAGCGUUUCCUGUCUCAACCCUUCCAGGUUGCAGAGGUAUUCACGGGCAAGCCUGGACGUUUCGUCGAGCUUCAGGACACUAUCAGCGGUGUCAAGGAGAUUUUGGAAGGCGAGUGCGACGACAUGCCCGAAAUGGCGUUCUACAUGGUGGGAGGAAUUCAGGAAGCCAAGGAGAAGGCGGCCGAAAUGAACAGGACAAAGUAG